GGCAGCUGCAGUCAUACCCACUUGGGAGGGUUUUUAAAUAAAGGAAAUUAAUAAUAGCUUUUCUUUUACACCGUUUUGCUUUCUUUUGACAUAAAAACAUCUCUUUUACGCGUUUGUCAUGCGUAAAAAGUAACUUUAAACAGAAGUGAAUAAUCUUCAGUUUCUUUUCAUCGCAAUACCCCUAAUAUAUGUUAAAAGGACGCUUUUCCUGUUUUAUAUCUAGAGGGAUUUACAGUAGGAGUCCGGAGUUAUUAUGCAAACUAUACGAAAUCGUACGGUGUUCCUUUUAAUAAAAGUGUUUUGUUUUUCUUCCCUAUUGCUUUGCUAUCUUCGAGGUCACAGAGUUCAGCCGCUGUUUAAUGCACCACUCUAGUAGCCUAUAAGCGGUGAUGUAUCCAUGUUAAAGACACGGUUUACUGCCCGGUGGGAGGCGCACAAGCACUUCUAGGCUUUGUCCGUGCCCUGUAAACACAGUGACGGUGCAGACGUGCUGCUGAACGGAUCUCGUUAGACAUUUAACACGUCGGCACCGGAUCAAAUUAAUGUUUGUUAGUUUUUUUGUUGUACCGGUGGAGCGUGUUUCCCUCUCGGCGAGGUUUUUUUUGCCGGUUCGUGUAUGGGUGCCAUUCUCUACGUGCUGCCUGCCACGCUUGAUAUCUCCCAUCUGAAGGGUCGGAUCUGCACCGAAACCCACAGGGAAAGUUUACAUUCUCAUAUGGCUGCAGGACAGACUUGGCGUCCACUUAAAGCCCGCGUGUGGAGGCUGUUUCUCCGUGCGUAAUAAUGCGUAAAAGGCAAAAGGACGACUUUUUUCAUGUAAGACCACCAAAUCUCCCCGAUGGCUCCACAGCAGUAACUGCACCACAGGGAGCAGAUCCACUACCCGUGGGAGCCGCUGGAGCCUCAGCGCAAACCUCCUGUCCCCCCGAUUCCCCCGGAGGAGUAGAGCCGGCCUCGCCCUCCGUGUGCAGAACCAGAGCCGGCUCCCCAGCUGCGGACAGCCUCGACGUCUUUCGGAAGAGAUCUAUAUUCAACUUCAAUCGCCGCACAUCCAGUGGAUAUUUCUCCUUAGAGGGAGACUCGCUGCCGGGUUCCCCGCUCUCCCCUAAGGCAGUGACGGCUGACCGAGCCACGCAGACUCCGAGCCCCACCGGACAGGUGCUGAAACACGCCCUGCAGCGCGUGGCUGAGGCGCACGGGGGUGGACCCGGGACGCGCGUGCAGCACGGACGAUCUCUCAGCCCCUCUAGCACGCAGCAACGAAACCCAGCAAGGGACAUGCAGAGGGAGGAAGUCGGACGAGAGCUCCGACGCAUUGGAGACGAAUACAACAGAUAUCUACUGCUCAGGCGUGAGGCAGAAAGACUCAGACGACAGGUAGUGAUCCAUCCCAACCCGCUGCCUCACAUCCACCAGGAGCACGCCGCGCUGCUCUGCAUGGGCCUCCUCUUCCUCCUGAUUGGACGGAUCAUCUACCUUCAAGGAAGUGCCAACUACUCUCAGGUUUAACCCCUCGGAAAAUCAGCAGACGUAGCAUGAUGUUUCCUUGUGGGAUCCUGAUUCCUACCCUCUUUCCUCCAAGGAAGAAGGAGACUUUUGACAGUCGUUAUUUAAAAGGAGACGAUUGGUUAGUACCUUUAAUGAACUCUAAUAUGCCCGGACUUUCAUUUUUUGUCUCUUUGUCUUUGCGAUGCCACCAAAGAGCCACGAUGUUUUCACUCCUUUCCAGCGCAGAUGUCGUCAUGCCACCAAAAUAUGCCUCUCUGCGAGAUUACGCCUGUGGAAAUUCAAAUGUGCCUUUUUAAAGUUUCCUGUUUACUCUUUUAGCUUCUUUUAAGUUUUUUUUUUUUAAUGGACAGAGAUUAUGAAUUCCUCAAGUGAUCAACUCUGCAGAAGUUGUUAAAGUUUGUGAGUCCAAUCUGCAGACUUUUCCCAAUCAUUCCCCCUGGUUUCAGUCCGGGAAAAAUUAUCUUGCACUCCUGUCCCAUCAGGAACCAACAUGCAACAUACCAACAACCUCUGUGGAAACCAAUUGGGCCAAAGUGAUUGUUUUUAUACAAACGACCGUGUCAUUUUUACGUUUUGUUACCGUGAAUUACGUGUCUGCUUAUGUCGUAUUUCAACCACAGAAAUGAAUAGUGUCCUGAUAAUUUGAGUACUGAAUGAUGAAGGUGUUGACAAGUGUUGAGAUCUCAUGACAUGUGUUUUAAACCCCAUUCGGACAGGGCUGAGGUUAGCUGGGUAAUACAGCAUUCUUGAUUGUAAAAAAACGGAACAAAGCGAUAUUUUCUAGCAAAAAUACACAUUUGGGACUGAACAAUAUAUAAAAAUUACCCAUGGUUCCUCAGAAAUGAAUCCUGUCCGACUGCAGCUUAAUACGGCAUGUGUGUCAUCAUUAAUAAUAAGGGUCCAUGUUAUUUUGUGUGUCAUAUUUCAACACCCUGGGUCUGAGUUUUUUGGCUAGCUAAUCUGUAAUCAGGAAUAUUAUCCCUUCAAUGGUACUUUAAAGCGAUGCACCAUCCUAACGCUCUUUUAAAGAAAGGUGAAAACACAUUUCUUUGCAUUUCAGACAUUUCCCUUUUUUUUAUCCAUGUGUUUCACGACUACUUAAACAUUUUACAAUUUACUGUACCUGCCAAAAAAAGUUUUUCCCUGAGUUUUGUUCAGCUUAAACAAACAAAGACAUUGGUUUUAGAAAGAUAAUAACCUUGGCAAUAAGCCUUCCUCUCUCUCUGUAACCACUAUCGGUCCCUACCUCUCUCAUUUCAGAAUCCUUUUUAUCACCAAAUGCAGUCAGUGUGGAUGAAUUCUUAACAAGUGUCAAAAGCAUUACUUUCCAAAAUGGUUUCCUUCUGUGCUCUGGUUGUUUUCAGCAUUAAAAUACAGGAUUUGCACGGGAAUAAACAAAAGCAGACUGCUUGUUAUUACAGUCAAUUUAUUUGAGUAUUUGUUACUUCGCUGCGCAGUUAGAGUGAGACUCAAAGAGUUGGUUAAAGAACAAAAUCGUUAAUGAAAUUAAGUGAAUCGUUUAGAUCUUUCAACAGUGUAAUUUCCCGCAGUCUUGUUUACUUAUUGUAUACGUUUUUCCAAUUGCAAUCCAUAUUUAGAAUUUGAUACUCUACUGUAGGUAAUUUUCUAUAAUAUAGUUAGUGAUCAAACAGUACUGUCUUUCUUAGUUUGAGCCUCUGGAUUGAACAUCAGCAGCCUGACUGAGUGCAGGUGAACGUUUUGGUUUCUUAAUAAGGUUAUGUGAUCCGUUUAGAAGCCCAGAGAUUCAGACCUGGAAGAAAACCAAAACUUUAAUCCUGCUUAAUCAAGAGGUUUGUCAGUUAAUAGUUAUCUAAUAGUAACAUAUUAAAUAGUAUACAGGCUUUAGAUUAAAUACAUGUAUUCUUAUAUUUUAUAGGUUCUGUUGUCCUGUGAAAAGUAGGCCAUUGUUUGUUUUUUUAGUUAUUUGCUUUCUAAAAUGGUUGUUACCACUUCAGCUGAACCAGAACAAUAAUUAACAAAUGAAUCGCCGAGUAGCUUGUGAAAUGUGCUUAUGCAAAAAUAUGAAAUGUCUGCUCUUUUGUUUGCACACAGCUCUGGAUUUCCUCUCAUUGGAGGAUCAUUACAUGAUUUUUCGGUAAAUCUGAACAAUGUUAAGUAUUUUUGUGCACGAAAAAGACAUUCUUAAGCACCUUAAAAUAGCAUCAGUGCUUUAAUUCAGCUUGAUGAUAGGGAAGCAGCGGCCCUGCUCUUUUUGGAGAGAAGUAAACUAGAUAGUAGUAGUAGCCAAUUCAUCCACAUCUUCAUCAAUGAAGCUAUAUUUUUUAAACCAAAACACAUAGUCUGAAAACACUUCUGAUGGUUACAGUGGUUAUUUCCUGCUUUCCAUCUGGAGACAGUAGUUUUCACAUAUUGGUGCAACAGAAUCAGACAAAAUAUGAGAUUAAUACUCAUUAAGAAGAUUUGCAAACAAUAUUUUAAGGUUUUUAUGAGGGUAAACACUUCCAAAAUAAAGACUAGCUGAUUAGUUUUAGCAAUAUUUCCCACUUCAGUCUAAGAUCAGUGCACGGCUGCUUCCCUUAGCUCUUCUAUUGACACAUCUUGGACUUUUUCCAAUAUGAGGCGACCCAUAACCCCCUCUGGUUUUGAUCUUCCCAUUGAGCUGCACUGUGCAUGGAUGUAGUGUGAAUGUUGACCAAAGAGAUUUGUGCAAACCUAUUGUUUUCUCUGUCAUUUUUAGAUGGUACAAAUGAACUGUCAUCUCAUUCUCUGACAUACUGUCCGUUGUAUUAUUACAUAAAUAACAUCUGCUGCAGCGGGGGCUCCAGUCUAAAAAUUGAAAUGUAGUUUGCUGUUUUGUCAAAGAAGCAGUUUCAAAGAUAACUGAGUAUAAUAUUAACCCCACUUAAGUGUUUAAAGCUUCAAAUGAGUGUUAGCAGCACUAAAGAUACGUUGUUACAUGAGUUGGAUUAAAUCUUCCUAAACAAAUUAGAUGUUGCCCGUCCCUGCGAGGAAUCAGAGCCAAACACAAUCGAUAACCAAAUUCCUCUCCGUCCCUGUUUGAGUCUCGUGUUUGCACAGUUGUGUCAACACGAAAUGCAUGAAGUGUGAUCCUGGCUUUCAUCGUCUUCAAACUCUCAUUUCAAUAACUCUCUCAUCCAUUUAAUCUCAUGUUUUAACAGUGUUAAAUUAGCGGUUCAGCCACAACGUUUCAUUUUCAAACAGUCAGGCUUUCUGUUCUGUAGCUGAAGCAUGUCGCAUUUGUUAUUGCACACAUAAUACAAGUGUUAAGAAGUGGAUAACCUCAACUGAGAAAACUGCUUUGUACAGAUUCUUCAAAGUCAUCCACUCAUGACAGUCUCGCCCUAAUUGUGUGUUAAGGUGAUUAAACUUUAGUUAUCAUUCCUAUUUAGAUGGAACAACUACAAAAAGAUGCAAGAAAGUGACCCAAAUGGCCACAAAAAGAUAGAAACCCAUCAAAAGAGAGACACAAUAAAGACUCAAAUGGAUCCCAAAGAGAGAAAAAUUUGAACAUAAAAAGUCAAAAUGACCAGUUUUAUGCCAUCUCAUAAUCUGUCUACAUCAGUCUUUUAAAAUAGUUCAAUAAUAGCAGCUCUUUUAUUGCUAUCAUUUGAUAUCAGAAUAUAUACAAUUGUUUAUUUGACAUUCAUUCAAUCAAAGCCACUUCCGUCCAUUUUUCGUCCAUUGGUUACCGUUUAAAGCGUGAAUCUUAAGCCAAAUAAGGUAAAUGUAUUGCGUUGUGAUUAUUUACUCUUCCCCACACUGUAUGAGACUUGUUUCUGUUUUAUUCCCUUCUUAUCAUGAUGCUUUUAUUGCUGUAAAUGCGUCUCAGGCUCGUCUUCCUAUGCAUCAAAUUUAGCCGCUUUGCUUUUCCUCCGCUGUGACUGCACUUUGAAUUCUGAUAUCGGGCCAUGUGAAACCUCAGUUUGAAUCACUGUAUUACAGCGGGAGUGUGAGAGGAGAGUAUGGCAGGGAGGAAACCAAAAGAUGAAUUACCGUCUUCUGAAACUGAUAUGGAAACCUGGUGAUGUGUUGAAUCACUGCCUGUCUUUUGAAGGUGUUACAGCUCAGAUGCUUUUCACGGUUUUACUGACUGACAUUGACACUGGCCGCUUCUGCAAAUCACGCUUUGAGCUUUUAGGAUUUAUAGACCAGCAGAAGUCUUUUAUCUAUAGACAUUUAUAUGCACUAUUUCUUUGUUUAUAAUUAUAAUUAAAUGUACAGUAUGGAAAAUAGGGAAUCCAGGGGUACUGUGGUGUGAAACGCUUAACUGAAAAUGCUGUACAGAAAUGCAUCUGUUGGAGAGUGUUUAUGCAGAAAUGUACAAAUCUGAAUGACUCCAAAUGACCCAGUACAUCUGUAGCAACGUGUGUUUUUCAUAGUGUUAUUUACACUGAAAAUAUUGUAAUAAUGUUUUUUUAAUUGCUUCCAAUGUAUUGAACUGUAAAUAAAGGACUUUGUAAAGCAGGA
Messenger RNA from Trematomus bernacchii (emerald rockcod), 5979 nucleotides. Its product is annotated as bcl-2-like protein 11. The transcript is spliced from 4 exons. NCBI's taxonomy places the organism in Eukaryota, Metazoa, Chordata, Actinopteri, Perciformes, Nototheniidae. The record is from RefSeq and is a predicted model, not a curated record. The coding region runs from base 784 to 1509 and encodes 241 amino acids.